GGUUGCAGCAAAACCAUGGGCAGUUUUCUUUUUUUCUUUUCUGUCAGCAAGAAAUUAAAUCUGCUAAACUCAAAACCGGCUGCUACGCUCUCUGUUUUUUUGAAGAAGGAGAUAAAAUAAAGCUGUGCAGGGACCCUGUUGAUUGUUACAGCACGAUUUCAAUUUUCGAGUAUGUUUAUUUUCUCUAUCGCCUUUUCAGUUCGUAGUUAGAAGCUUUUCUUUGGGUAGUGGGGUAAGGGAGUUGUCUUCUCAAAUGGGUUUUCCUCUGUUUUAAUGUCGAAGCAGAAAUUAGAGAGUAAUAGCCAAUGACAUUGUUAGUAACUGGGAGUUUGUGUUUAGAAUAUCUGGUAAAUUUUUUUCUGUGUGGAGUCAGAUUUUCAGGUUAAUGGAACCCAAUGGUUUGCCCGGUGGGAUUUUUUCUGGAAUUGGUGCAGGAAUGUUAGGUCUUGAAAUGCCACUUCAUCCUCAACAAAACCCUCAAAACCCUCAUCACUUACAGCAGCAUCAACAAAUGGUUUCCUACGCCCCCCAUGAUGCUGAUCAUCCUCAACAGACCCAGCAAUCGAUUAAACAAGGAUACCCAUAUGGCCAAAAGCCCAAACAAGCAUCGUUAUUAAGCGAUGAAGAUGACCACGGGUUCAAUCCCGACGAUAGUACAGGUGAUGGGAAGAGGAAAAUCUCGCCAUGGCAGAGAAUGAAAUGGACUGACAGUAUGGUCAGGCUUCUGAUAAUGGCGGUUUACUAUAUCGGAGACGAAGCUGGAUCUGAAGCAAAUGAUAAGAAAAAAGAUGGUGCGUUGUUGCAGAAGAAAGGGAAAUGGAAAUCUGUGUCGAGAGCUAUGAUGGAGAAAGGGUUUUAUGUCUCGCCACAACAGUGCGAGGAUAAAUUUAAUGAUUUAAACAAGAGGUAUAAGAGGGUUAAUGACAUUCUUGGAAAGGGAACAGCUUGCCGUGUUGUGGAGAAUCAAAGCCUGUUAGAAACAAUGGAUUUGUCGCCGAAAAUGAAGGAGGAAGUCCGUAAAUUGCUUAAUUCUAAGCAUUUGUUCUUCAGGGAGAUGUGUGCUUAUCACAACAGUUGCGGCCAUGGCGCUGCAACCACCGUCGUCGGCGGGCCUAGCGGCGCCAAUGGCUCAUCGUCGGUUCAGAAUGACGCAUCUCAGGUUCAGCACCAGCAAUCCCAACAACAACGACAGCGGUGUUUGCACUCGUCGGAGAACGCUCAUUCGAGCAGAAGCGAAGCAGAUGGGUCGAAAAUGGGAAGAACCGGGAGCGAGGAAGACGACGAUGAGGAAGAUGACACCGAGGAUGACGAUGACGAGGAAGACGACGAAGAAGAAGGAAACUCCAGGGGUCAAAACGGGCAUCGACACGAAGAUCACGACAACGAGGAUAACAAGUUUUCGUCUAAAAGGCAACGAAUAAUAGGACCCUUGUCCUCCCCUCAAUCGCCAUUGAUGCAGCAAUUGAGCUCCGAGGUGACGAGUGUGAUCCAAGACGGAACGAGAAACGGGUGGGAGAAGAAGCAAUGGUUGAAGAUGAGGUUGCUGCAGCUCGAGGAACAGCAAGUGAGCUACCAGUGCCAGGCGUUCGAGCUAGAGAAGCAGAGGCUCAAGUGGGUGAAGUUCAGCAGCAAGAAGGAGAGAGAAAUGGAGAGAGCGAAACUGGAGAAUGAGAGAAGAAGACUCGAGAGUGACAGAAUGGUUUUGCUGGUUCGACAGAAGGAACUGGAAUUGCUUCAUGUUCAACACCAUCAUCAUCAUCAUCAACAGCAGAAUUCUUCAAACAAGAGAAGCGAUCCAUCGUCAGUCACUGGUUGAUUUACGUAAAUUAAUUGUGUUAAUAUACCAAGAGAGAUGAUGUAAGGAUCAACAUAAGUUUCUUUAUUGAUAGAGUAGUUACGUCUUUCUCUCUUGGUUAAUAAUAAAUUUAUUUUUGCUCA
Carica papaya (papaya) is the source of this 1938-nucleotide messenger RNA. The record is from RefSeq and is a predicted model, not a curated record. Lineage: Eukaryota; Viridiplantae; Streptophyta; Magnoliopsida; Brassicales; Caricaceae.